AUGUUGUGUGGCGUUGUUGAUUCUUACGCCACAAGGGGACGCGGAGCCGCAUUAAGGAUGGAUGCAGUGGUACAGCUGUGUGCCACGAAAGACUCUGUGCUACUCGUAAAGCCAUCGUAUUCUCAUGCAGCUCAUGAAUACAACGAAGAGAGGCUUCCAGAUGCACUCGCAAAGACUGCAGGAAAUGGAUACAUUCCCGUCAAAUAUUUUGAGCACGGAAGGGUAGAUAUCACAAAUGGAUGA
Molecule: messenger RNA, 243 nt
Organism: Sclerotinia sclerotiorum 1980 UF-70
Lineage: Eukaryota; Fungi; Ascomycota; Leotiomycetes; Helotiales; Sclerotiniaceae
Exons: 3
Coding region: 1-243 (80 amino acids)
Source: RefSeq, a predicted model, not a curated record